GUACCCCGUGGGCGCCAUUCUACGGGCGGCAGGCACUCACCUACUACACUCCAGCCACGAGUCAUUCGAGUCAUUUGAGUCGGGCGAGUCGAGUGAGCAAGGCAGUUCUCUGAGUGAAAGACGAAAGAACCUUACCACAAGUCCGCAGUUACCUUUAGCGGGCCUUCAAGAAAUUGUACGACGUACCUUACCACGAGGUCCACAACCGGCUAAUCCUCGUCUAAGCACUUUCCAGCAAACAACCGGAAGGUGUUCCUCGCGAUCUGACUUUCAAACUUCAAAUAUCAUCUGAGGAUUCAAACUUGGAACUUGAUGAAUAUGGACUUUAAGUGAGACAAAACUCGGGCAAAUGUGGGUUUGUGUUGGGUGACUCGGGCGACAAUAAACUGUGAUUACGUUGUCGAUUUUUCGCGAGGCGGGCAAGCGUUGUUAAGGAACAGAAGUUAAAGAAGAGGGUCAAGUGUGCAGGAUCAAGGAUAUUCAGACGAGCACCAUGAAAGGAUUUGUGGUUUUCUUUUUUCUCUCGGUUGCCAGACUUCCCAGGAGCGAGUGUAAGAACCUGGGUCUUCAGCAGGCACAUACUGAGGAGAAGUCUGCCAAUGUGAACAGUUACUAUACACUUGAUGAAAAGAAACAAUUGUCGGAUGUUAAAAAGUUUCAAGAUGUAUCAAUCGAGAUCGAUCUCCUCGACAGCACUCAUCCAAGGCGCGAGCAGCAUGAGCAAAAAAAAGAAAACCAACAGGCUGACCAGAUAGUCAUAUACCAAAUUGGGCUUGGUGAAGAAGAUCUGCCAGAAUGUGCCUCGAAAAAUCAAAUUUGCAGUAAAGUCGAUUUGUAUGGAGCACCAUGGGUUGAAAGAUUCUGCCGCUGUCCAGGUGGUCGUGCAUGUCCUAGCACACCUAAUGCUGACGAUGGUCACACCCUUGAAGACAGAUCAAAACAGUACAAGUUUUGUGAAGCUGUGAUGAGAAUACCUUACUGCCAUUACUUUAAGGAUGUCACGUGGUCAUUGCAACCGUAUGGAGGGCCAAAUAAUACGACUGUCCAACGUGUUUUCUGCAGGUGUCGUCCAGGAGGUGUUCCUUAUUUAUUGCGAAGGGAUCUGUCUAAGACAGAGAAGGGAAAUUACGCACCAUUCGCGCCAGUUUUCUAUUUUGGCUGUUCUCCCCAAAGUAAAAUGAAGUGUGCGCACAAGGAGCCAUGCAAACUUUUCACUGUUAAGAAAAGGAACAAGCCAAAUGCAGCAAUAGAAGAUGUGAGUGUUUCUGCGUUGUGUCAAUGUUCGAAAGGACUCAGAUGUCCGAGAAAACACACCGACCCAGGAACUAUGCCUUCGAGAUCCUAUCCAGGAAUGGACAUCAAAACUUAUGCUGCCUACUGCACACCACCACAUCAUUCCAAUCGGUCAGAGGUUUUUAAACUCAGAUAGAAAAUACUUUAUUUGAAAUAAAAAAAGAGAAGGAUGUAAAUAAUCUUGGCGGUAAAACUCUGAAAAAUUUUGCCUCAAGAUUUCCCGAGUAUUUUGAUGCUUCUGGGAAUAUUGGGGCAAAUUCCAGCCCAAACAUGAAUGCACCCGGAUAAGAAGGAAAGUUUUUAUUUUAUAAAUUGAUUGCAUGAUUCGAAUGACUCGGGACUUUGCUCAAAGCAAAUAUGGGAGUAAUAUAAUGUAUUUAGGGAAUUCUUUGAUAUAGGAUACGUGUGAAUGCAUGUUUUGUUUCUCGUGAGUAAAUGAAGAAAAACGAUAUUAGAAAUAAGGUUACAAAUAAGGAACAAGUGUUGAAAUUCGCUUUUUCGAUUUCUGAUUUAAUAUUUUUUAGAAGGCUCCAAACCGUUUCAUUUAAACAGAAAAUCGGCGAUUAGUUACCAAGAGAUGGCAUUUCCCUCUGUACCGACAGUUGGUAAGAAAUUAAAAAUAUGUACGAUUUUAUCAUAGAAUUUAAGACUAAUGUUGAAAGUAUGUGUUAGAAAUCAGAAAAGCGAAAUAUUUUUGUUUUUGUCGACGAAUCCGUUAAAAAUUUUUAAAAAAUGAUUGAAAAUGUAUAAUUGUAUAAUCUGGUCUUCCAGUAUCUUUUCCUUGUUAUAAUAUAAAUCUGUUUAACAGUUUAUGCUUAGUGUGUUUUAUUUGUACAGUUAUUAAUCUAAUAUUAUUAUUUUUUUAUUAUGUAAACUAUUGAACUAUUAUUAUCAAUUGAUCGAAUUGAGGCAACUUUAUGUCUAAGUACUACUACAUGUACAUAAUAAAAUGGUUAUAGG
This is a messenger RNA of Belonocnema kinseyi, 2253 nucleotides long. RefSeq names its product protein giant-lens (gene aos). NCBI's taxonomy places the organism in Eukaryota, Metazoa, Arthropoda, Insecta, Hymenoptera, Cynipidae. The record is from RefSeq and is a predicted model, not a curated record. The coding region runs from base 494 to 1429 and encodes 311 amino acids. The transcript is spliced from 4 exons.